AUGAAUACUAGUACUUAUACUGCUUGCUGCGAUGAUGCUGAUGAACACAGAAAGGAAGAAGAAGGAGAAGAGGGAGUAGAAGACGAUGAUGACGACGACGUUUCGCUUCCCGGGUUCCGAUUCCACCCUACCGAUGAAGAGCUGCUGGGCUUCUACCUCCGGAGGAAGGUGGACAACAAGCCCCUUACCAUCGAGCUCAUCAAGCAAGUUGAUAUCUACAAAUACGAUCCCUGGGAUCUACCAAGGCCAAGUGGGGAUGGCGACAAAGAGGGAUACUUCUUCUGCAGGAGGGGGAGGAAGUACCGGAACAGCAUCCGGCCCAACCGGGUGACCGGGUCUGGGUUCUGGAAAGCAACCGGGAUCGACAAGCCGGUCUACUCAGCGGGUGGAUCGAAAGACUGCAUUGGGCUGAAGAAGACGUUAGUUUACUACCGCGGCAGCGCCGGGAAAGGCACCAAGACCGACUGGAUGAUGCAUGAAUUCCGCCUUCCCACCCCGGAAACUGCCGCCGCCGCUACCAACCUCAUUUUCCCCCACGUCGCCUCCUCCUCGCCCUCCACCCAAGAAGCUGAGGUAUGGACAAUCUGCCGAAUCUUCAAGAGAAGUUCCUCCAACAGAAAGUACACUCCAGACUGGAGGGAGCUGUCCACGUCAUCCAAACGCCCCGCCACAAACACCCUCACUUCUACCACCGCCACCGCCACCACUUCCAACAACAACAACAUCCCAUGCAGUAGCAGUAGUGCCACGUUAAUGGAAUCCUCCAAUUACAACUACUACACCUCAUCCUCGUCAGCUAAUUACUACACACGUGGCGAACACCUCAUCGACUUCUCUGCUGGCCCCCACCACCACGUGGACAUGAAGCCAUCCGUCAGCAGCCACGUCGCAGCUGCUGCCGCAUCAUUCCCGUCGUCGUCGUCCAUGGCAGCUUCCUCGUCCAACACGUCCAGCCCGUACGGCAGCGAGCAUAACAACAUUAAUAACGUCCAUCAUCAUCAUCGUCAUCGUGAUGAUGAAGAUCAGCUAUUACCUUUUGGGGAUUUCGACGAGCUUAGAUCUGUGGUGGAGUUCGCUUUGGAUCCCUCCAACUCCCUUCUGUGA
This is a messenger RNA of Linum tenue, 1104 nucleotides long. The record is from the annotation of a GenBank genome assembly. Lineage: Eukaryota; Viridiplantae; Streptophyta; Magnoliopsida; Malpighiales; Linaceae.